Molecule: messenger RNA, 2573 nt
Organism: Metopolophium dirhodum (rose-grain aphid)
Lineage: Eukaryota; Metazoa; Arthropoda; Insecta; Hemiptera; Aphididae
Product: alkaline phosphatase-like
Exons: 7
Coding region: 433-2040 (535 amino acids)
Biological process (GO): dephosphorylation
Molecular function (GO): alkaline phosphatase activity
Source: RefSeq, a predicted model, not a curated record
AGUUUAGUGUAGUUGUUUGAUAAAAAAUAUUCCUCCGGAAAACCGUUAUCGCCUGCAGUAUUGUCGCGCAGUAGACCCGUUCAAUUUUCUUUUUUAAUUAUUUUUUAACAAUUAUAUCCUUUUUCGCUGGUCGUUCCCCUAUCGACCUAUAUCGGUACUACGCGAUCUAAAGCAAAAGCGCGACGCGAAAUGUCACAGCGACGGAAAUUAGAUGCGACGGCGUGGAUUGGUCGAAGUGGCAUAAAUGUGUAAUAUAAUAUUAUAUAGCGGCCGCUGUGUAUUUAAGUACGCCGAUCCAAUCGUCGGCGAUACAUUCCGACGGAAACCGUUCUACCUCCGUCUUCAUCUUUGUCUCCAUCUCCGGAGCCGCGUGUCGCCGCCCACCAUAAACUAUAUAAGUUUGGCGACACGUCUGCCAAUCACCCAUCAAUCAUGUGGACACUCGUCGUGUGUGCUGUUUUGGCCUGUGCGCUACAACAGGUGUCUGCAGCUACCACCGCUCAGGAGUCAGAUCCUAAAUUCUGGAUUGAAAAUGGAAAACGAAUGUUGGAGGCAAAGUCAAAACAACCACUGCGAACGAACAAAGCGAAGAAUGUGAUAUUGUUUUUGGGAGAUGGUAUGUCAUUGACAACAUUGACGGCCGCUCGCAUAUUCAAAGGUCAGUUGCAAAAUACGUCCGGUGAAAGCGAACACCUGAGCUUCGAACAGUUUCCGUUCACCGGAAUAUCAAAGACGUAUUGUGUUGACAAUCAAGUGGCCGAUUCAGCAUGUUCAGCCACGGCAUAUUUGUGUGGCGUCAAGACAAACAAAGGCACGAUCGGUGUGACGUCUAAAGUUAACUUAGGAGAUUGUCCAUCAUCGGUCCCUGAAGAGCACCGUGUGACUUCUAUAAUGCAAUGGGCGCAAUGGGCUGGGAAGGCGACUGGUAUCGUGACCACGACCCGGGUAACACACGCAUCCCCAGCUGGCUGUUACUCACAAACCGCGCACCGAGACUGGGAAUCCGACGAAGAUAUGAUAGCCAAAUCAAAUAGUACAACCAAUAUAACGCAGUGCGAAGACAUAGCUAAACAGCUGAUAACCAGAGAACCUGGGAAAAAUUUCAAGGUUAUCAUGGGUGGUGGUCGAUAUAAUUUUAUGAAGCAGGGAGUCAAUUCCACCGGAAAACGUCAUGACGAAGACUUAAUCCAAAAUUGGAAAAAGGACAAGAAGACUCGGUUUGGUGAUAAAAUCGCCAAGUACGUAACGACCAGACAGGAACUAAUGGAAACGGAUAUGUCUAAAACCGAUUUCGUGUUAGGUCUUUUUCAACCAGGCCACAUGGACUACAGAUUAAAAUCAAAUUUCGAGACGCAGCCGACGUUACAGGAAAUGACCAGGAACGCUAUACAGUUGCUCCAGAAAGAACCAAAUGGUUACGUUCUUUUCGUAGAAGGUGGCCUCAUCGAUAAGGCACAUCAUAGGACGUGGGCGAGAAUCGCACUUGACGAGACGUUAGAGUUUUCCAAAGCUGUGGCGGACGCUGUGGCGAUGACUAGUGAAGACGACACAUUGAUCGUAGUGACUUCAGACCAUGCGCACACCUUGUCGAUGGCUGGUUACCCUAAACGAAAUUCGAAUAUUCUCGGUUUAUCGGGGUCAAUGGCCACGGACAACAUGACGUACACAACACUGAGCUACGCCAACGGUCCAAAAAGAUCCUUCGUGAAUGACAGCACGUCAUGUCACAGAGUCAACGUGACUAACGAAGAUAUAAAAAAAGUCGACUUUUUAUAUCCAAGUCUGGUCGAUUUAUCCGACGAGACUCACGGAGGAGAUGAUGUUAUGGUAUUUGCGAGAGGUCCUAUGUCACAUUUAUUCACCGGAAACUACGAGCAAAAUCAAAUUGCUCUUGGUAUGGCAAUGGCUGCUGGCAUUUCCACGAAUUUCCCAACUGCUGACUCUACUAGUGGUGCCAUUUCACCUUUUAAUUUUGCUGGACAAACUAUUCUUGCAGUAUUAUUGUUGGCCCUCGUUGGAAUUUUACAGGCUAGCUUAUAAAUCUCACCAAAAAAAAAGUAUUACGAUAUCAUUAUAACUGAUUUUUUUAUUUGUAAGUCAUAAAUAUUAUUUAGAUUAAUUAAUAUAUAUUUAAAUUAUAUCAUAUAAGCCUUUUUAUUUAUAGAUUAUAGAAAAGUGUGUUUCUAUAUUGUUUGUUUAUUUCUAGUGGCCACUUGAUAUUUAAUAACAAAUUUAUUUUCUGUAACCAAAGGCAACAAAAAAAUAUUUGAUUUUCGUGAACUUAAACGAAUUUAAUGUUUGUGCCACCCAAUGAAAAUCGUGUAGGAAUUGAAAAACGAAGCCAUGAUGCUCCCCAAGUCUCCGAGAAAUAUGUGUGCGAAAUUUGGUUCUGAUUGGUUCAGUAUUUAACAAGUCUGUAAGCCGCAUACAAACAUACAUUAAUUUUGAUAUAUCUAUUGACAAAUUUACAGUGUAUAAUAAUUUAAUAAUAAUGUUUGUUACGUAUUAUAUAACAAUAUUUUAUAAGUACAUAUAAAUAGGUGAUCAAAUAUAGUAACGCUUGUUGGUUGAAA